Messenger RNA from Rotaria socialis, 432 nucleotides. Lineage: Eukaryota; Metazoa; Rotifera; Eurotatoria; Philodinida; Philodinidae. The record is from the annotation of a GenBank genome assembly.
AUGUUUUUGUUCAGUUUUAUUACUAUCUCAAAUAUAAGACAAACUAUUCCACGUCAAAUUCAACCUAUACCUCUAAGUAUAAUAAAUCAAAGUGUUCCUAUAGCAAGACAAUCUCAAACAUUUGAAAAAACUGAACAUUUACUUUUGACGCUUUUCAUUCAGGUGAUUUCAUUGAUAUUAUUUUCUCUGCCACAAGUUAUUCAAAGUCUUUACACAAAUAUCAGUCGAUUUCAAAUGCGACCUUCAUUACAAAAUGCAACUAACAAUUUUAUGUUUCAUUUAUUUCUUCUGUUAACUUAUGUUACUAAUGGAAUACCACUGUAUCUUUAUACAUUGUCUGGUGGACAAGUUUUUCGAAAAGCAUUAUAUUAUUUAAUCAGAAACUUCAUUGAAGUAAUCGCAUGUCGACGAAGAUGGCAUUCUCUCCUGUGA